Molecule: messenger RNA, 977 nt
Organism: Myzus persicae (green peach aphid)
Lineage: Eukaryota; Metazoa; Arthropoda; Insecta; Hemiptera; Aphididae
Exons: 7
Coding region: 169-822 (217 amino acids)
Source: RefSeq, a predicted model, not a curated record
GACGGGGCAAAUCAAAAUCAGUAGAAUUUUGGUCUUGAAUGGUGAAGUAUUCGAGGGAUAGAUCGGUCUCUCCACUUAGCUGAUCAUUGUCAACUGUCUAGUAUUGGAUCGACUGUGCUUUUCUGUCUAGUUUAUUCUUAAAUUUUCAUCACUGCGACAAUCAUCAAAAUGCUGAAACUAUUCUUUCUAUUUUUCGUAAUCUCUACUUUCAUAAUGUUGGCGAAAUCCGAUUUUAAGAUCGAUUGGAUCUGCGAAGAGACUAAUGCAAUGGGCAACUGCAGUACAGUACCAAAGAUUACAGACUGGCUCGAAGUUCUUGCCGCUAAUAUUGAUACUAACGAAUAUACAGACUUCAACUAUUGCCCAUUCGAAAUCGUGGAACGGCACUCCAGGUGUAUGAAGUCGUACGUGGAAAGUUGUUAUCAGUAUGAAACCUAUAGAGAACGACAUACCUUCAGCGUGUAUACGUCACCAGCUGUAGAGAGCGCAAAAAAUAUCUGCACCAAAGGCCGGGCUUACAAGAAAGAAUUUAACAUGUACACAUCAUGCACGAAAUCAAUAUUCCAUAAUGACUACAACGAUCCAUGGAAUGUUCAUCAGAUAAAUCAAGAAGUGGAAUUCGGGCUAAUACCAAAGCAAAUGGACUUAUUCGAGAAAUGCGACAUGUAUCGCAAGUAUUGGGAUACGCAGAACUCGUGGAUUCGUAAGAAAUGCGGAAUGAAGACCUCAAAGUUUUCCCGCCAAGUGCUCAGCCACAUGUGGCCCUUAAUGGCAUUGAUGAGACGAUGUGGUGAGGAGCUAACAAUAGGAGGAUAUAUGUGAUCAGGAAUGACGGCUCUGAACCACUGCUUUUCAAAUUUAUAAUAUAAUUUAUUGCAUAAUCGCUUAUGAAUUUACUUUUAUCGAUUAUUAACUCCAAUUUAAUUGUAAUUUUUUUUUUCAUUUUAUAAAAUAAUAUAAUGCACUUGAAUACCAUA